Messenger RNA from Trifolium pratense (red clover), 1525 nucleotides. Its product is annotated as alkane hydroxylase MAH1-like. Gene Ontology annotation, molecular function: monooxygenase activity; oxidoreductase activity, acting on paired donors, with incorporation or reduction of molecular oxygen; heme binding. The transcript has a single exon. Bases 23 to 1525 code for a protein of 500 amino acids. The record is from RefSeq and is a predicted model, not a curated record. NCBI's taxonomy places the organism in Eukaryota, Viridiplantae, Streptophyta, Magnoliopsida, Fabales, Fabaceae.
UUGCACUCUAAGUACAAUCACCAUGUUUCACUAUAUUACAAUAUUUGUUGCCAUUUUUUUCAUCAUAUUCUACAAUAUAUGGAAACACACCAAAAAUGCACUUUUACCAAAUUGGCCAAUAAUUGGCAUGCUACCAUCAAUUUUGCAUAAUCAAUCCAAUAUUCAUGAUUAUGUAGCCUGGAUUUUGAAACAUCAUGGAGGAACUUUUCAGUUUAAAGGACCUUGGUUCACAAACAUUGCCAACUUUAUCCUCACUAGUGAUCCCAUGAAUGUGCACCACAUCACUAGCAAGAAUUUCACAAACUAUGGAAAAGGGUCUGAUUUCCAUGAGAUUUUUGAACUUCUUGGUCUUGGUAUUUUCAAUUUGGAUUCCGAUGAAUGGAAGCACGAAAGGACACUACUUCAUUCAUUGCUCAAAAAUAAAAACUUUGAGAUAUUCCUCCAACAAAUCAUUCAAAAUAAGCUAGAGAAUUGCUUAUUACCAUUUCUUGAUCAAGCAUCUAAAGGAGUACAAGUACUUGACUUGCAAGAUAUUCUUGAAAGGUUCACCUUUGAUACUGCUUGCACUUCUUUAUUUGGAUUUGAUCCUAAUUGCCUUCCUUACAACUUUAACGAGUUAUCAGAAAUUGCUUAUGUAAAAGCUAUUUCUGUGCUUGAGGAUAUGAUAUUGUUCAGGCACUAUAUUCCAAAAUGCAUUUGGAAGCUACAAAAAUGGUUAAACAUUGGUCAAGAGAAGAAGGGCAAGGUAGCUCAAGAAACUCUUCACCAAUUUUUAUACAAAUGUAUAAAUUAUUACAAAGGCAAUGAAGAUGUGGAUGAAAGCCAUUCUUGCUUGUUAAAGGAACUAAUGAAGGAAGGACUGGAAAAGGGGGAAAAGUUUGACAGGUAUAUUCGAGACACCGCAGUCAAUCUUUUAAUUGCAGGAAAUGGAACAAUUAGUUCUGGUCUCAGUUGGUUUUUUUGGCUUGUUUCAAUUCAUCCUAUUGUAGAAGCUAAAAUUAUUCAAGAGAUUAGAGAUAAUUGUUUAACACAAGGGGAGAACUUAAUCACUAAUUUCAGUGUAGAAGUUCUUGAUAAGCUAGUUUACCUUCAUGGAGCUAUAAGUGAAGCCUUAAGGCUUUUUCCUCCACUAGCAUUUCAACACAAAUGUGCAAUCAAAUCUGAUAAACUACCUAGUGGAGACCAUGUUAAGCCAAAUACAAAGUUAAUAUACUCUUUGUAUGCAAUGGGAAGGACGGAACAAAUAUGGGGAGAAGAUUGUCUGGAAUUUAAACCGGAGAGAUGGAUAUCAGAUAGAGGACAAAUUAAACAUGUUCCAUCUUACAAGUUCAUUGCAUUCAAUGCUGGUCCAAGAAGUUGUCUUGGGAAAGAUAUUAGCUUUGUUGAAAUGAAAAUGGUUGUAAUUUCUAUUUUAUGGAAGUUCCGCAUACAUGUUGUGGAAGGUCACUCUAUAGCUCCAAAAGUUUCUAUUGCUCUUCGCAUGAAAGAUGGCUUGAAGAUCAAAGUAAAUAAAAGAUAUGAUUGA